AUGGGAGAAUACGAAAGGACCAUCGUCACUCACUAUAAUCUACCUACUCCGUAUCCUACCGAGUGGCCCAAGGAGCUAGAUGAAAGUGAUGACCAGGAUGAUGUACCAGACGCCGUCGGGAUUAGACGGUCUCGAUCGAGAUAUUCAGCUUUGGAAAGAAGUGCCAGCGAACGGAAAAGUCUGCUCCCAGGCUCACAGAAGACUGGUGAUGGCAGAGCGAACCUUGUCCAAAAGGAUGAGCCAGACCCGCUAGGCCACAAUGCAAGCGUCGUCCAAACACUUCGCAACCGUGGUUUGCCGGUUGAGCAAGACUCGCGGUUGCGCAAUAAAUUCAUGCUCUCAUCAACGACAUUUUCACCGGCUUUGUUCUUAUCUCAGACACAUUCUGACGCCACGACCGAUGAUCUGCUUCGAGGUCUGCAAUAUUUGUCGAGAUCAAUUGAUCAAAAGUCAGCCUCGCUCAAAGUACUGGUUGAGACAAACUUUGAACGCUUUGUGCGUGCUAAAGCUACAAUCGACAACGUAUAUACAGAAAUGCGCAAUCAGGGAAUCGAUACAUCAGCUACACAGCCACCCCCCCCAUCGCCGAGACACUCUCGUCGAACGAGUGGAAUUCACUUCCGCAAUAUCAGCAGUAGUAGCGCUGCGGGGAUGCACAGUCAAGCACCACCUCAAACUCCGAGCAAGAAUGCUCUUCGCAAGGAGACGGAGUUUGGUGUUCAAGGUAUUAAAGGUCCGCUCCUUGAAGUCUCUCAAAAAGCGGAUGACGUCUGGGGCCCAGCUCUGGGAGGAAAGGAGCGUGAAGGGAAUCUGAAGGCAAUAGCAGAGGCAAUAUCAAAGGAUCAUAUGCUCUAUGAAGUGGGCGCGAACCUUGAUGAGGCAAUUAAACAAAAAGAUUAUGGCAAAGCCGUAGAGCUUUAUAACUCUGCUAGGCGUUAUGCCGUUGAAGCAAGGUCCCUCAGCGACGGGGUCGUCCAGAACGGCAGGACACUUACAGAUGAGCAAGUCCACCGAAUUCUAGCGGUAGGAAGACUCUGGGCGGAUGCAGAUGACCAGGUCAAAACCUUGAAGCGCGACAUCUGGCGCAGACUAUCAAAUAUGCCUUCUACUCUCGGAAGCCCCGGUGCCUCUCAAGCAGAGGAGCACAUUGAGUUGAUCACUGUCUUACUCGAGCUAGGGGUUGAUGAAAGCCCCAUCUGGGUCUAUCUAUUGAGUCGGUAUGACUCGCUGAAGAACAAGAUCGCUGCCGUUGUUGAACGAUCGAAGAUCGAGAUCGAGAUUCUUCGCCGUCGACUUGCUGCUGGAGAGAGCCCAUCAUCGCAAGCGAUUGCUGCUUUCUUGCGCCAAGCCUCCAAAGAUCGUCCAGAUGCGCUGGACACAGAAAAUGUGGUCGAUUUUUGGAAUUGCAUUUUGACAUACAUUACUAAAUUAUUAUCGCUGUCGACUGGGCUUUUAGGCGAAGUGAUAGAUUUUUGGGAUUCUGCUCGGUCUUUCAUCGACGGCAACAAACAGAGAAACCUUCCAAGAGGAUUCGAGGGAGAAAGUGUCAAACACCAUCAAUUAUCUGAGUAUGACAUCAACGCGCUACGUAGCGGAGCGGUUGAAUUGAUCACGCUGGUCAGAGAUGCCGUAUUUUCCCUCUUUGCUGAGCCGCCGACCGAAGAUAUUUCGGCGCUCUUUUCACCAACACCGGCCUCGGCUCAAACACCUACCACCCCUCUUGCCCCUGUCCCUUUCUCGCCCACCGAGGGCAGAAUUGGUAGACUGGAUCCCAACAACCUGCCUGCGGCUGCAGCAAGGAGAGGUGACCCCUGGGAAGACUUUGCUUUCUGGCCUCCACAUUCCAAUGCACUGAGCGCUGUGCACUAUCUGGAGAAGAUAUUGACUCUCGUUGGUAUUGCUGCUGGUGAGAUGGCCGCUGUACGGCCUGUGACGAAUAACGGCUCCGUUCACGACAAGGUCAAAUCCAUGAUUGCAGGUGCCCGUGAACGAUGCAUGCGAGCUGUGUGUGAGGCGUGGGGUAAGGAUGCCGAAAAUUGCAAAUCUCUCGAAGACUGGGUCCGGGCUCCAGAAAAGCGUGACCAGACAAGAAUGCCGUUGUAUUUCGAGGCUUUUGAGCGCAAAGUUCUGCUAGGCAUGCAGCAAGUCUUAUAUUUCUCCGACACGCACACAAAAGCAGGUCGUGAAAUCAUUACUCCUCCACCAACCAAGCUACUGCAAAUGGCGCGUACUCAGUUCGUCAGCAGUGUUUACAAAGCGGUCAGCGGCAUGCUAGAAAAUGCCGAAUCGUCAACGCAAGGUCAAGAGGAUGAAUGGGUGGUGUCAGUUGGAUUGGGUCCCGUUGCAGAGCGCAAUGGCCCCAGCGGCAUGCUCACGCAGGACACUAUCAAUUCUUCCAGCCGCAAUGUUCGAAUGCUUUUGACAAUGUCAAAUUUGAAAGCUCUACGAAACGAGCAUGUCCCAUCAUUGAUCCAGCUAUUCGAAUCGUCUUUCUCAGUCAAGUUAACAGAUGAAUCCAAAACUAUUCGAGAUGUUUUUGGUCAGAUCGAUGCGAAACUGUUCCACUCUUACACAAAGCCCAUGGUUGCAGGACUGACAAAACUGAUCAAGGAGGGUAUCAAUUCUCCCACGUGGGCACCGACAUCAGGAAGACCGGAUCAAGUGAGACCAUAUGUUUAUGCUGCGUUAAUGACGCUUGUCAUGGUACAUACAGAGGUUUCAACGACCGUCUCGAAUACCGCAGCCAGCAAUCCUCUUCUCAACGAAAUCCUCUCCUUCCUGCUCGAGAAUGUCUCGCAGGCUCUCCUGGAUGGCUUCAAGGAGCGCAAACCGAACACUUACACCCUACCUGCCCUGAUGCAAGCUACUCUAGAUACUGAGUACAUUGCACAAACCAUGUCACAAUAUUCCACAACCAAGGCCGGUGAAACCCAGGGUCACAUCUACACAGAGUUAGAUAAGCGCACCACGAACGACGCAAGACAGAAACUCCAGCAGGAACUGGGAGACAUGCGUAUCGUAUUGAAGAAGCUACGCGAAGGCAGCAGGAAUAGCUUUGGGUGCUUUAAACGCCAACGCACCGAGAAGGACAGGGGCCGCAAGAUGACGGGCUAG
Messenger RNA from Exophiala aquamarina CBS 119918, 3114 nucleotides. RefSeq lists its product as uncharacterized. Gene Ontology annotation, biological process: Golgi to plasma membrane transport; exocytosis. Bases 1 to 3114 code for a protein of 1037 amino acids. Lineage: Eukaryota; Fungi; Ascomycota; Eurotiomycetes; Chaetothyriales; Herpotrichiellaceae. Gene Ontology annotation, cellular component: exocyst. The transcript has a single exon. The record is from RefSeq and is a predicted model, not a curated record.